Molecule: messenger RNA, 907 nt
Organism: Papilio machaon (common yellow swallowtail)
Lineage: Eukaryota; Metazoa; Arthropoda; Insecta; Lepidoptera; Papilionidae
Gene: Xbp1
Product: X-box-binding protein 1
Exons: 4
Coding region: 237-893 (218 amino acids)
Cellular component (GO): nucleus
Molecular function (GO): RNA polymerase II transcription regulatory region sequence-specific DNA binding; DNA-binding transcription factor activity, RNA polymerase II-specific
Source: RefSeq, a predicted model, not a curated record
UGGCGUAACAACACAUCGCAGUUUUCGAGAACAGUAAAAAAUCACAAUUUACUUUGCGGUCGAGUAUGUAUGACGAAGAGUUUUGUUGGUGUGAAACAACUUAUCGCAGAAAAGUGUUUUAGCAAAUGCUUUGUGCGGCAACGAAGUAAACAAUAGUAUGCAAUUUACAAGUUAGUAAAUAAAUUAAAGAGGCGUGAGUCCAAGGUGUAAGUGUAAUUGUAAGAGAACAAAACAAGAUGAGCGCCCCAAUUAUCAUCACUGUUCCCAACAACUACCUAGCGAUGGAGGACAUGGACUCCCAGGUGAUGGUCGACGUAACGUCACCAUCACCAUCACCAUCGCGAAAAAGAAGGUUGGACCAUCUCACAUGGGAGGAGAAAAUGCAGCGCAAGAAAUUGAAAAAUCGUGUCGCAGCGCAGACUUCACGCGACAGGAAAAAGGCUAAAAUGGAUGAAAUGGAAAGUCGUAUCAAACAUUUUAUGGAUGUCAAUGAAAAGCUUAUUAGUGAAGUGGAGAGUUUGAAGGCAUUGAACGAGCGUCUGUUAAGUGAGAACACUAAGCUACGCAGUGAGGCGGCGGCUCGCACCGUCGCGGGAGCCCCGGGACCAGCAGCGUCUCAGCCUCAGCAGAAGGUGGGGCUCCCGUCGGCGAUGCGUGUGGCACGCCUGCUGCUGGCGAUGUGCCUCUUGCAGACAUCCUCGCACAGUUCGAGUCUGAAGAGUACCUCGACACCCUUCAGCAGCUUGCAAACUCCCUCCUCCAAGAAAUUGAUACAAACACUUCAGGAGCGACUCAAGAUGUAUCAAUCAGGGAAGCUGGAGAAUGCAUUGCAGGAGCUCAAGUGGUGGGGACCUCAGCAAAGCAACUGGAAUCCGGUGAAGGUGGAUGCGUAGACAUCAGGCCGGAG